Corvus hawaiiensis (hawaiian crow) is the source of this 1903-nucleotide messenger RNA. RefSeq names its product solute carrier family 35 member F6 (gene SLC35F6). Gene Ontology annotation, molecular function: transmembrane transporter activity. Gene Ontology annotation, cellular component: intracellular membrane-bounded organelle; membrane. Gene Ontology annotation, biological process: transmembrane transport. Bases 239 to 1381 code for a protein of 380 amino acids. Lineage: Eukaryota; Metazoa; Chordata; Aves; Passeriformes; Corvidae. The transcript is spliced from 6 exons. The record is from RefSeq and is a predicted model, not a curated record.
GGUGGGCGCGGCCUCUCCCGGUGAGCGCGGCCUUUUCCCGGUGGGCGUGGCCUUUUCCCGGUGGGCGUGGCUCUCUCCCGGUGAGCGCGGCCUUUUCCCGGUGGGCGCGGCCUCUCCCGGUGGGCGUGGCUCUCUCCCGGUGGGCGCGGCCUUUUCCCGGUGGGCGUGGCUCUCUCCCGGUGGGCGCGGCCUUUUCCCGGUGGGCGCGUCCGUGGGUGGUGGCGGUGCCGGGGGGGCCAUGGCGUGGUCCCGGUACCAGCUGGGCCUGGCCGCGCUCAUGCUCCUCACCGGCUCCAUCAACACCCUGGCGGCCAAGUGGGCCGACAACUUCAGUGCUCCGGGCUGCGAUGGGACGGAGGAGCACCGUUUCCAGCACCCCUUCCUGCAGGCCGCGGGGAUGUUCCUGGGGGAGUUUUCCUGCCUCCCGGUGUUUUACCUGCUGCUCCUGCGCCAUCGGCGCCGCGCGGAUCCCGGCCCGGCCCCAUCCCGACCCUUCAACCCCCUGCUGUUCCUGCCCCCGGCCCUGUGCGACAUGGCCGCCACCAGCAUCAUGUACGUGGCUUUGAACAUGACCAGCGCCUCCAGCUUCCAGAUGCUCCGCGGCUCCGUCAUUGUCUUCACCGGGCUCCUCUCCGUGGCGUUCCUGGGCCGGAAGCUGGAGCGGAGCCACUGGUUGGGAAUUCUGCUCACCAUCCUGGGGCUGGCGCUCGUGGGAUUGGCGGAUCUGCGCGGCUCCGGCGGCACCGAGCACGGGCUGGCCGACGUCAUCACCGGUGACCUCCUGAUCCUGCUGGCCCAGGUCAUCGUGUCCAUCCAGAUGGUGCUGGAGGAGAAAUUCAUCUUCAGCCACGACGUCCACCCGCUGCGCGCCGUGGGCACCGAAGGUUUCUUCGGCUUCACCAUCCUGGCGCUGCUGCUGGCGCCGCUCUCCUUCAUCCCGGCGGGGCGGCUCAGCGGGAACCCGCGCGGGGUCCUGGAAGAUCCCGCCGACGCCUUCUGCCAGAUCCGCCGGCGGCCCCUGAUCCUGGCGGCGCUCCUGGGGAACAUCGGGAGCAUCUCCUUCUUCAACUUCUCCGGGAUCAGCGUGACGCGGGAGCGGAGCGCGACCACGCGCACGGUGCUGGACAGCCUGCGCACGCUGCUGGUCUGGGCGCUCAGCCUGGCGCUGCGCUGGGAGCGCUUCCACGCGCUCCAAAUCCCGGGAUUCGCGCUGCUCCUGGCUGGCGCCGCGCUCUACAACGGCCUGCUCGGCGCCCUGCUGCCGCGCCGGAGCGCCGGGAAUGCCGCCGGCGGGAAUGCCGCCGGCAGGAAUGCCACCGGGAACGAGGAGGAGCGGGAAGCGCUGCUCGGCGAGGACAGCGCCGCCGUCAACCAGGGAUGAGCCGGGAAUGUUCCUCGGGAUCGGCAUCCCAGGGAUUGGGAAUCCUUAUAGGGAAUCUCAGCGCCAUCAUCAACCAGGAAUGAGCGUUCCCGGCCAGGAAUGUUCCUUGGGAUCGGUAUCCCAGGGAUCGGGAAUCCUUAUAGGGAAUCUCACUGCUGCCAUCAACCAGGGAUGAGCGCUCACAGCUGGGAAUGUUCCUCGGGAUCAGCAUCCCAGGGAUCAGGACUGGGAAUCCUUAUAGGGAAUCUCACUGCUGCCAUCAACCAGGGAUGAGCAUUCCCAGCUGGGAAUGUUCCUCGGGAUCAGCAUCCCAGGGAUCAGGACUGGGAAUCCUUCUUGUAGGGAAUCCCCCCGAUGGGGGGAGGGGCUGUGCCGGCUCUUCCCAGUGGGAUACAGACCCACAGCUGGGAGAUUGGAGCCUCUGUGCCAUUCCCACGGGAUUGGGAUGGGAUUGGGAUGGGAUUGGGGCUGGAUCCACCCACUCCCAAAUCUGUGCUCCCAAUAAAGCCCCUCUGCCGCUGG